This is a messenger RNA of Oryctolagus cuniculus (rabbit), 9677 nucleotides long. The record is from RefSeq and is a predicted model, not a curated record. NCBI's taxonomy places the organism in Eukaryota, Metazoa, Chordata, Mammalia, Lagomorpha, Leporidae.
CAGUAAGCAUGUGCCUGGGCUGCUGAGCCGCUUCCUCGGGCUGGCCGGGGCGGGCGGCGAGCGGAGGCGAGGCGGAGGUGGCGGGGAGGAGCGCGCCGAGCGAGGAGCGGCGAGGGCUGGCCUCGGUGCUAGCGGAACGCGCUCGCCCCGCAGACAUGGGCUCGGUCUGCGGCCGCUGACCGGGUCCUCGUGCCGGCUCGCCGGAGCGCCGCGGCUCCCCGGGCACCAGGGUGUAGGCGCUGACCGCGGAGGAGCAGAGCCGCACCGCUGGCUGCGCGUGUUCUGGCCGCUCGGUGCCUGACCUGGGUCAGGACUUUCCGGAAAGACAUGUCUGACAAAAUGUCUAGUUUCCUGCACAUCGGAGACAUUUGUUCUCUGUACGCAGAGGGAUCAACAAAUGGAUUCAUUAGCACCUUGGGCCUGGUUGACGAUCGGUGUGUGGUGCAGCCAGAAACCGGGGACCUUAACAACCCACCUAAGAAAUUCAGAGACUGCCUCUUCAAGCUAUGCCCCAUGAACCGCUACUCGGCCCAGAAGCAGUUCUGGAAAGCAGCCAAGCCCGGCGCCAACAGCACCACCGACGCAGUGCUGCUCAACAAGUUGCACCACGCUGCAGACUUGGAAAAGAAACAGAAUGAGACAGAAAACAGGAAGCUGCUGGGGACCGUGAUCCAGUAUGGCAACGUCAUCCAGCUCCUGCACCUGAAGAGCAAUAAAUACCUGACAGUGAACAAGAGGCUCCCGGCACUGCUGGAGAAGAACGCCAUGCGGGUGACGCUGGACGAGGCGGGGAACGAAGGCUCCUGGUUCUACAUCCAGCCCUUCUACAAGCUGCGCUCCAUCGGAGACAGCGUGGUCAUCGGGGACAAGGUUGUGCUGAACCCUGUCAAUGCUGGUCAGCCCCUGCAUGCCAGCAGCCACCAGCUCGUGGACAACCCAGGCUGCAACGAGGUCAACUCCGUCAACUGCAACACGAGCUGGAAAAUCGUGCUUUUCAUGAAAUGGAGCGACAACAAGGAUGACAUCCUGAAGGGGGGCGACGUGGUGAGGCUGUUCCAUGCCGAGCAGGAGAAGUUUCUCACCUGUGACGAGCACCGCAAGAAGCAGCAUGUGUUCCUGAGGACCACUGGCCGCCAGUCGGCCACGUCGGCCACCAGCUCCAAGGCCCUGUGGGAGGUAGAGGUUGUCCAGCAUGACCCGUGUCGGGGCGGCGCCGGUUACUGGAACAGCCUCUUCCGUUUCAAGCAUCUGGCCACGGGGCAUUACUUAGCAGCAGAGGUAGACCCUGACUUUGAGGAAGAAUGCCUGGAGUGUCAGCCCCCAGUGGACCCUGACCAGGAUGCCUCUAGAAGCAGGCUGCGGAAUGCCCCGGAAAAGAUGGUCUACUCACUGGUCUCUGUGCCUGAAGGCAAUGACAUCUCCUCCAUCUUUGAGCUGGACCCCACCACCCUCCGGGGAGGCGACAGCCUGGUCCCAAGGAACUCCUAUGUCCGACUCAGACACUUGUGCACCAAUACCUGGGUUCACAGCACCAACAUCCCCAUUGACAAGGAGGAGGAAAAGCCGGUGAUGCUGAAAAUCGGCACCUCCCCUGUGAAGGAGGACAAGGAAGCGUUUGCCAUUGUUCCUGUUUCUCCUGCGGAAGUGCGAGACCUGGACUUCGCAAAUGACGCCAGCAAGGUGCUGGGCUCCAUCGCUGGGAAGCUGGAGAAGGGCACCAUCACCCAGAAUGAGCGCCGGUCUGUCACCAAGCUGCUGGAAGACCUGGUUUACUUUGUCACCGGAGGAACCAACUCUGGCCAAGAUGUCCUUGAAGUGGUCUUCUCUAAGCCCAACAGAGAGCGGCAGAAGCUGAUGCGAGAACAGAACAUCCUCAAGCAGAUCUUCAAGUUGCUGCAGGCACCCUUCACCGACUGUGGCGACGGCCCCAUGCUGCGUCUGGAGGAGCUGGGGGACCAGCGGCAUGCACCCUUCCGGCACAUCUGCCGCCUGUGCUACCGCGUCCUGCGGCACUCGCAGCAGGAUUACAGGAAGAACCAGGAGUACAUCGCCAAGCAGUUCGGCUUCAUGCAGAAGCAGAUCGGCUACGAUGUGCUGGCCGAGGACACCAUCACUGCCCUGCUGCACAACAACCGCAAGCUGCUGGAGAAGCACAUCACCGCGGCCGAGAUCGACACCUUCGUCAGUCUGGUGCGCAAGAACCGGGAGCCCAGGUUCCUCGAUUACCUCUCUGACCUCUGUGUGUCCAUGAACAAAUCCAUCCCAGUGACCCAGGAACUGAUCUGCAAGGCUGUACUGAACCCUACCAACGCUGACAUCCUCAUCGAGACCAAGCUGGUUCUUUCUCGUUUCGAGUUUGAAGGGGUGUCUAGCGGAGAGAGCGCCCUGGAGGCUGGCGAGGACGAGGAGGAGGUGUGGCUGUUCUGGAGAGACAGCCACAAAGAGGUGCGCAGCAAGAGCGUGCGGGAGCUGGCCCAGGACGCCAAAGAGGGACAGAAGGAAGACCGAGAUGUCCUCAGCUACUACCGGUACCAGCUGAACCUCUUCGCUAGGAUGUGUCUGGACCGCCAGUACCUGGCCAUCAACGACAUCUCGGGCCAGCUGGACGUGGACCUCAUCCUGCGCUGCAUGUCGGACGAGAACCUGCCCUACGACCUGCGGGCAUCCUUCUGCCGCCUCAUGCUGCACAUGCAUGUGGACCGAGACCCGCAGGAGCAGGUCACGCCUGUGAAGUACGCCCGCCUCUGGUCAGAGAUCCCCUCGGAGAUCGCCAUCGACGACUAUGAUAGCAGUGGGACUUCCAAAGAUGACAUCAAGGAGAGGUUCUCCCAGACCAUGGAGUUCGUGGAGGAGUACCUGCGAGACGUGGUUUGCCAGAGGUUCCCAUUCUCUGAUAAGGAGAAAAACAAGCUCACCUUUGAGGUUGUGAAUUUAGCUAGGAACCUCAUAUACUUCGGGUUCUACAAUUUCUCCGACCUCCUGCGGUUAACCAAGAUCCUCCUGGCCAUAUUAGACUGUGUGCACGUGACGACCAUCUUCCCUGUCAGCAAGAUGGCCAAGGGAGAGGAGAGCAAAGGCAGCAACGUGAUGAGGUCCAUCCACGGGGUUGGGGAGCUGAUGACCCAGGUGGUGCUCCGGGGUGGGGGCUUUCUGCCUAUGACCCCCAUGGCCACCGCACCUGAGGGCAACGUGAAGCAGGCGGAGCCCGAGAAGGAGGACAUCAUGGUCAUGGACACCAAGCUGAAGAUCAUCGAGAUCCUGCAGUUCAUUUUGAACGUGAGGUUGGAUUACCGCAUCUCCUGCCUCCUGUGCAUAUUCAAGCGGGAGUUUGACGAAAGCAACUCCCAGACGACAGAAGCAGCAUCCGGAAGCAGCAGCCCUGAAGGGCCCAGUAAUGUCCCAGGUGCUCUCGACUUCGAACACAUCGAGGAGCAAGCAGAAGGCAUCUUUGGAGGAAGGAAAGAGAACACGCCGCUGGACCUGGAUGACCACGGCGGCAGGACCUUCCUGCGCGUGCUGCUGCACUUGACCAUGCACGACUACCCGCCCCUGGUGUCGGGGGCCCUGCAGCUGCUCUUCCGGCACUUCAGUCAGAGGCAGGAGGUCCUACAGGCCUUCAAGCAGGUCCAGCUGCUGGUGACCAGCCAGGAUGUGGACAACUACAAACAGAUCAAGCAGGACCUGGAUCAGCUGAGGUCCAUCGUGGAGAAGUCGGAGCUCUGGGUGUACAAGGGGCAGGGGCCCGAUGAGACCAUGGACGGUGCUUCUGGAGAAAAUGAACACAAGAAAGCAGAGGAGGGGAACAACAAGUCGCAGAAGCACGAGAGCGCCAGCAGCUACAACUACAGGGUGGUCAAGGAGAUCUUGAUUCGGCUCAGCAAACUCUGCGUGCAGGAGAGCGCCUCAGUGAGGAAGAGCAGGAAGCAGCAGCAGCGACUGCUGCGGAACAUGGGCGCGCACGCCGUGGUGCUGGAGCUGCUGCAGAUCCCCUACGAGAAGGCUGAGGAUACCAAGAUGCAAGAGAUCAUGAGGCUGGCUCAUGAAUUUUUGCAGAAUUUCUGUGCAGGCAACCAGCAGAAUCAAGCCUUGCUGCAUAAACACAUCAACCUGUUUCUCAACCCUGGGAUCCUCGAGGCCGUGACGAUGCAGCACAUCUUCAUGAACAACUUCCAGCUGUGCAGUGAGAUCAACGAGAGAGUUGUCCAGCACUUCGUUCACUGCAUAGAGACCCACGGCCGCAACGUCCAGUAUAUAAAGUUCCUGCAGACUAUCGUCAAGGCAGAAGGGAAAUUUAUUAAAAAGUGCCAAGACAUGGUCAUGGCCGAGCUGGUCAACUCCGGAGAGGAUGUCCUUGUGUUCUACAACGACAGAGCAUCUUUCCAGACGCUGAUCCAGAUGAUGAGGUCGGAGCGUGACCGCAUGGACGAGAACAGCCCACUCAUGUACCACAUCCACCUGGUGGAGCUCCUGGCCGUGUGCACCGAAGGCAAGAACGUUUACACGGAGAUCAAGUGCAACUCCCUGCUCCCGCUGGACGAUAUCGUCCGCGUGGUCACCCAUGAGGACUGCAUUCCCGAGGUGAAAAUCGCAUACAUAAACUUCCUGAACCACUGCUACGUGGACACCGAGGUGGAGAUGAAGGAGAUCUACACCAGCAACCACAUGUGGAAGCUCUUUGAGAAUUUCCUGGUGGACAUCUGCAGGGCCUGUAACAACACAAGCGACAGGAAGCACGCGGACUCGAUCCUGGAGAAGUACGUUACUGAAAUUGUCAUGAGCAUUGUCACGACCUUCUUCAGUUCUCCCUUCUCGGACCAGAGCACAACUCUGCAGACUCGCCAGCCCGUCUUUGUGCAGCUGCUGCAGGGUGUAUUCAGAGUUUACCACUGCAACUGGCUGAUGCCAAGCCAGAAGGCGUCUGUAGAGAGCUGCAUCCGGGUGCUGUCUGACGUGGCCAAGAGCCGGGCCAUUGCCAUUCCUGUGGACCUGGACAGCCAAGUCAACAACCUCUUCCUGAAGUCCCACAACAUCGUGCAGAAAACAGCCAUGAACUGGCGUCUGUCCGCCCGCAAUGCUGCCCGCAGGGACUCGGUCCUGGCGGCUUCCAGAGACUACCGGAAUAUCAUUGAGAGACUGCAGGACAUCGUCUCGGCGCUGGAGGACCGGCUCCGGCCCCUGGUCCAGGCAGAGCUGUCUGUGCUCGUGGAUGUCCUGCAUAGACCCGAGCUGCUCUUCCCGGAGAACACGGAUGCCAGGAGGAAGUGUGAAAGUGGCGGCUUCAUUUGCAAGUUAAUCAAGCACACCAAGCAGCUGCUGGAAGAGAACGAGGAGAAGCUGUGCAUUAAAGUCUUGCAGACCCUCCGGGAAAUGAUGACCAAGGACAGAGGCUACGGGGACAAGCAAAUUUCCAUUGAUGAAGUGGACAAUGCCGAGCUGCCACCAACUCCGGAUUCCGACAACUCCACAGAGCAGGAGCUUGAACCAAGUCCACCCCUGAGGCAACUGGAAGACCAUAAAAGGGGUGAGGCGCUCAGGCAAAUUUUGGUCAACCGUUACUAUGGAAACGUCAGACCUUCGGGAAGAAGAGAGAGCCUGACCAGCUUUGGCAAUGGCCCGCUGUCACCAGGAGCCCCCAGCAAGCCUGGGGGAGGAGGAGGAGGUUCCGGAUCCAGCUCCGUGAGCAGGGGUGACAUGAGCCUGGCCGAGGUUCAGUGCCACCUUGACAAGGAGGGGGCCUCCAAUCUGGUGAUCGACCUGAUCAUGAAUGCCUCCAGCGACCGGGUCUUCCACGAGAGCAUUCUCCUGGCCAUCGCCCUUCUGGAGGGAGGCAACACCACCAUCCAGCAUUCUUUUUUCUGCCGGUUGACUGAAGAUAAGAAGUCGGAGAAGUUCUUCAAGGUCUUUUACGACAGGAUGAAAGUGGCCCAGCAGGAAAUCAAGGCGACUGUGACGGUGAACACCAGUGACCUGGGGAACAAGAAGAAAGACGACGAGGUGGACAGGGAUGCCCCGUCUCGGAAGAAAGCCAAGGAGCCCUCAACCCAGAUCACGGAGGAGGUGCGGGAUCAGCUCUUGGAGGCGUCCGCUGCCACCAGGAAGGCCUUCUCCACGUUCAGGAGGGAGGCUGACCCAGACGACCACUAUCAGCCGGGCGAGGGCGCACAGGCCACGGCCGACAAGACCAAGGAUGAGCUGGAGAUGAGCGCUGUCAUCACCAUCAUGCAGCCCAUCCUCCGCUUCCUGCAGCUGCUGUGUGAAAACCACAACCGAGACCUGCAGAACUUCCUCCGUUGCCAGAGCAACAAGACCAACUACAAUCUGGUGUGCGAGACCCUGCAGUUCCUGGACUGCAUCUGCGGAAGCACUACGGGAGGUCUGGGGCUCCUCGGCCUGUACAUCAACGAGAAGAACGUGGCCCUCAUCAACCAGACCCUGGAGAGUCUGACCGAGUACUGCCAGGGGCCGUGCCACGAGAACCAGAACUGCAUCGCCACCCAUGAGUCCAAUGGCAUCGACAUCAUCACCGCCCUCAUCCUCAACGACAUCAACCCUCUGGGGAAGAAGAGGAUGGACCUGGUGCUGGAGCUGAAGAACAACGCUUCCAAGCUGCUCCUGGCCAUCAUGGAGAGCAGGCAUGACAGCGAGAACGCCGAGAGGAUCCUUUACAACAUGCGGCCCAAGGAGCUGGUGGAGGUGAUCAAGAAGGCCUACAUGCAAGGCGAAGUGGAAUUUGAAGACGGAGAGAACGGCGAGGAUGGGGCCGCCUCCCCAAGGAACGUGGGGCACAACAUCUACAUCCUGGCUCAUCAGUUGGCGCGACACAACAAGGAACUGCAGAGCAUGCUGAAGCCUGGCGGCCAGGUGGACGGCGAUGAGGCGCUGGAGUUUUACGCCAAGCACACGGCACAGAUAGAGAUCGUGCGGCUGGACCGAACCAUGGAGCAGAUCGUGUUCCCCGUGCCCAGCAUCUGCGAGUUCCUGACCAAGGAGUCCAAGCUGCGCAUCUACUACACCACCGAGAGAGACGAGCAGGGCAGCAAGAUCAACGACUUCUUCCUGCGCUCCGAGGACCUCUUCAACGAGAUGAACUGGCAGAAGAAGCUGAGAGCCCAGCCCGUGCUGUACUGGUGUGCACGCAACAUGUCCUUCUGGAGCAGCAUCUCCUUCAACCUGGCCGUGCUCAUGAACCUGCUGGUGGCCUUCUUCUACCCGUUCAGAGGCGUGCGAGGAGGAACGCUGGAGCCGCACUGGUCGGGCCUCCUGUGGACGGCCAUGCUCCUGUCCCUGGCCAUCGUCAUCGCCCUCCCCAAGCCCCACGGCAUCCGCGCCUUAAUCGCCUCCACAAUCCUACGGCUGAUAUUCUCGGUCGGGCUGCAGCCCACGUUGUUUCUGCUGGGAGCCUUCAACGUCUGCAACAAAAUCAUCUUUCUCAUGAGCUUUGUGGGCAACUGUGGCACGUUCACAAGAGGCUACCGCGCCAUGGUGCUGGACGUGGAGUUCCUGUACCACCUGUUGUACCUGCUCAUCUGUGCCAUGGGGCUCUUUGUGCACGAAUUCUUCUACAGCCUGCUGCUCUUUGAUUUAGUAUACAGAGAAGAGACUUUGCUCAACGUCAUCAAGAGUGUCACCCGCAAUGGCCGCUCCAUCAUUCUGACGGCAGUGCUGGCUCUGAUCCUGGUCUACCUGUUCUCCAUUGUGGGCUACCUCUUCUUCAAGGAUGACUUCAUCCUGGAGGUAGACAGGUUACCCAACGAGACAGCUCUCCCAGAGUCCGGCGAGAGCCUGGCGAGCGACUUCCUGUACUCUGACGUGUGUCGGGUGGAGACAGGGGGCAACUGCUCCUCCCUGGAGCCCGGGGAAGAGCUCAUCCCCGUCGGGGAGACGGAGCAGGACGAGGAGCACACGUGCGAGACGCUGCUGAUGUGCAUCGUCACUGUGCUGAGCCACGGGCUGCGGAGUGGGGGCGGCGUGGGCGACGUGCUCAGGAAGCCGUCCAAAGAGGAGCCCCUCUUUGCCGCGAGAGUGAUCUACGACCUCCUGUUCUUCUUCAUGGUCAUCAUCAUCGUCCUCAACCUGAUUUUCGGGGUCAUCAUUGACACCUUUGCCGACCUGAGGAGCGAGAAGCAGAAGAAAGAGGAGAUCUUGAAGACCACCUGCUUCAUCUGCGGCCUGGAAAGAGACAAGUUUGACAAUAAGACGGUCACUUUCGAGGAGCACAUCAAAGAGGAGCACAACAUGUGGCACUACCUGUGCUUCAUCGUCCUGGUGAAGGUGAAGGACUCCACCGAGUACACGGGGCCCGAGAGCUACGUGGCCGAGAUGAUCAAGGAACGCAACCUCGACUGGUUCCCACGGAUGCGAGCCAUGUCCCUGGUCAGCAGCGACUCGGAGGGCGAGCAGAACGAGCUGCGCAGCCUGCAGGAGAAGCUGGAGUCCACCAUGAGACUGGUCAGCAACCUCUCGGGGCAGCUGUCGGAGCUCAAAGACCAGAUGACAGAACAGAGGAAGCAGAAACAAAGAAUCGGUCUUCUAGGACAUCCUCCGCACAUGAACGUCAACCCGCAGCAGCCGGCCUGAGCGGGCGCGGCGCGGCUCGGCGCAGCUGUGGGUCCUCGGUGGAGGAGCGCCCCGCCGGGCCCGGGGUACGUGUCGUAAUCACGUGUCGGCAGGACGACGGUCAUCUGUGCCAAAAACGCUACCAUGCCUUUUUUGGAAGGACGAAACAAAGCACCUGAUUUGCACUUGAAACCAGAUCAUAGAUUUCAAAGUAUAUGACAUGUAUUUUGUAUUUAAAGCUAGAAUAGCCAGUAUUUAUGUUUUUUAUACAACUGUGCAAUACAAAUUAUGCAAUCACCACGAACUUGUAACUCCCGAGUGUCCUGCCGGGAGUCACGUCUUUGAAGCUGGUGUGUUCAUUCUCUGUCAAACGGUCAAGCGUCCAGUCUGCUGCUGCCAGACGCACACGCAGCCCAGGCCCCGGGCCUGCGGGCCGUGCCCCUGUCCUCCAGGGAGGCUGCAGCUCCUGGCGCCAGGGCCUUGGGGGCCGUGCCCCACCCAUGAACUGUAAAGUCAGCGCUCAUUUUAGGAAAAGCAACUUUAGUUUCAGAGAUACUUUUAGGCUUCUAAAUAGAUCAUUUAAUCUAUUUCUUUAAAUAAAAGAGCCGUUUAGAGGCUCUUACUUUAGCUUGUGAGGAAGUUACAGAAUUUUUUAAGGGAACUUUCUAUGCAAUGUUUGGGAUGAAUGCACAGCGCGGAGCGGUCCGUGUCACCUCGUGCGUGAAUUCUGACCACGGCAGGAAGAACCGCGUGACGGAUGGCUCGCAGGUGACCUAGUGCAGGCCGAAGCAGCGUAGCACAGUAGCUAGAAGUAGUAGCGCUAUAUGCAACCGUGUAGGGGCAAACAGGAACCACCCUGUUAGAAUUCACAGCGGGACACCGACGUGCCCUUCCUCUGAAAGCCGCGUUUGGGUUUUGUUUCUUCGCCACCCUGAUUGCUUGAUGGAUGAGAAGUGUGAAAGGAGACUUUUCUAUCUGUUGCCCAGUUUUGUAUCUGGAUCUCAUUUUACAAGAGAAUCUCUGCACAGAAGUUUUAAAAUGUACUGAAAGCAGAGUCCUGAAAUGAGUACAGUUUGUAAAUGCAUAUAUAAACUAUUUAAUAAACUACGCGAAAAAAGAAA